Messenger RNA from Penicillium canescens, 216 nucleotides. RefSeq lists its product as uncharacterized. The coding region runs from base 1 to 216 and encodes 71 amino acids. NCBI's taxonomy places the organism in Eukaryota, Fungi, Ascomycota, Eurotiomycetes, Eurotiales, Aspergillaceae. The transcript has a single exon. The record is from RefSeq and is a predicted model, not a curated record.
AUGGAGUUCGUGGAGGGUCUGAAGCGGUUUUGGAGCUUUGGGAUCAAUGGGCCAUCCAGCCCUCGGCGUGAGCAACCCCGGGCGCUUCGGAAUGUCCUGGGUGGCCUUCGUUUCGUAUCCGAUAUUCGCGAGAUAGCUGCUGGGAUCUUCGAAUACACCAUGUUCCUGGUGGUGUUGCAUGUUCCACCAGUUUCUUCGUUCAAGUUAUCCGCGUAG